CAAUAAAGAGUCUUGAAGAACAAAACAUGACACUUGCCAGUUCUAUUUCGAUAGUGAGGGACGCAAAAAUAAAAUUAACUCAAAUAGGUGGAGCUCAAGGAAAAACGGUUAAAACAAAAGUAGAAACUGUGUUGGAGAAAAAUGAGGGAUACAUAUUAAUGGUUAAAAUUUCAAAUAUUUUAUCUGGAGACCAGGAAAGUUUUGAGGGUUUACCUGAAGAUUUAACAUUAAAUGACUUGGUAUAUUUUAAAUAUGCCCCGAUUACAUCAGUGGAUGUGGAACGGUCGUUUUCGAUUUAUAAAAAUAUGCUAACCAACAAUCGCCGUACAUUUAAAUUUGAUAAUAUCAGAAAAUGUCUUAUUGUACAGUCAAACUUUACAGAUAAACAA
Molecule: messenger RNA, 389 nt
Organism: Sipha flava (yellow sugarcane aphid)
Lineage: Eukaryota; Metazoa; Arthropoda; Insecta; Hemiptera; Aphididae
Exons: 1
Molecular function (GO): protein dimerization activity
Source: RefSeq, a predicted model, not a curated record